Molecule: messenger RNA, 2114 nt
Organism: Hippopotamus amphibius kiboko
Lineage: Eukaryota; Metazoa; Chordata; Mammalia; Artiodactyla; Hippopotamidae
Gene: TRIM13
Product: tripartite motif containing 13
Exons: 3
Coding region: 521-1744 (407 amino acids)
Biological process (GO): positive regulation of canonical NF-kappaB signal transduction; innate immune response; positive regulation of macroautophagy
Molecular function (GO): zinc ion binding
Source: RefSeq, a predicted model, not a curated record
GCCCUGGCCGGGCCGGCACCUGCAGGGUGGGGGGCUGGCGGAGAGCGCAGUCUGCGCUCCGGUCCCGGCGGCACGGCGGGAAGCUGCCGGGCCCUGGCACAGGGUGUGGGGAGGCGCGGCGUGCGGGUGGGCGGCCGCGGGGCCGCGGCGGCGCGUCCAGGCUCCCGAAAACCCGCUCGGCUCCCGAACACGCCCGGCUUCACUGCCAGCGCCUCCCGAUCGCCUACAAGAGAAAAGGAGACCGUGAACCAGUCAGAGCGCUCGGCCACCCCUCGGCACUGAACCUGGGGACGCUGUCCGGCGCCGUGGGAGGGCGCCCUAACCGAGACGCUCUUUAGCACAAAGAUUUCCAGCCUCUCCCGUGCUCCCGGCUUUUUCACCAGUAGCCUCGUUUGAUUACCAGUCACGACGUGGAAAAAAAACCAACCAACCAAAAAUCAAAUCCAAAAGCUGAUUGCUUUGCUCUGGGAAAUAGUAACCUUGACCAAUACACCUGCUUGCAGGGGACAGAGGAGAUGUGAUGGAGCUGCUUGAAGAAGAUCUCACGUGCCCAAUUUGUUGCAGUCUGUUUGAUGAUCCUCGAGUUCUGCCUUGCUCACACAACUUUUGUAAAAAAUGCUUAGAAGGGAUCUUAGAGGGUAAUGUGCGGAAUUCAUUGUGGAGAUCAUCUCCAUUUAAGUGCCCCACAUGCCGUAAGGAAACUUCAGCUACUGGAGUCAAUAGCCUGCAGGUUAAUUACUCCCUGAAGGGUAUUGUGGAAAAGUAUAACAAGAUCAAGAUCUCUCCCAAAAUGCCAGUGUGCAAAGGACACUUGGGGCAGCCUCUCAACAUUUUCUGCCUGACUGAUAUGCAGCUGAUCUGUGGGAUCUGUGCUACUCGUGGUGACCACACCAAGCAUGUUUUCUGUUCUAUUGAAGAUGCCUAUGCUCAGGAAAGGGAUGCCUUUGAGUCCCUCUUUCAGAGCUUUGAGACCUGGCGUCGGGGAGAUGCUCUUUCUCGCUUGGAUACCUUGGAAACUAGCAAAAGGAAAUCUCUACAGUUGCUGACUAAAGAUUCAGAUAAAGUGAAGGAGUUUUUUGAGAAGUUACAGCACACAUUAGAUCAAAAAAAGAAUGAAAUCCUGUCUGACUUUGAGACCAUGAAACUUGCAGUUAUGCAGGCCUAUGACCCAGAGAUCAACAAACUCAACACCAUCUUGCAGGAACAACGAAUGGCCUUUAACAUUGCUGAAGCUUUCAAAGAUGUGUCAGAACCCAUCAUAUUUCUGCAACAGAUGCAGGAGUUCAGGGAGAAAAUAAAAGUCAUCAAGGAAACUCCUUUGCCUCCCUCUAAUCUGCCCUCAAGCCCUUUAAUGAAGAACUUUGAUACCAGUCAGUGGGAAGACAUAAAACUCAUAGAUGUGGAUAAACUUUCUUUGCCUCAAGACACUGGCACAUUCAUUAGCAAGAUUCCUUGGAGCUUUUAUCCAUUAUUUGUGUUAAUCAUUCUGCUUGGCCUUCUCAUUUUCUUCAGUCCUACUAUAUUCCUAGAAUGGUCUUUAUUUGAUGAAAUCGCAACUUGGAAAGACAAUCUUUCAAACUUUAGUUCCUACCUGACUAAAUCAGCUGAUUUUGUAGAACAAUCAGUUUUUUACUGGGAACAGUGGACAGAUGGGUUUUUCAUUUUCAGUGAAAGACUGAAGAAUUUUAUUUUGGUGGUGCUGAACAAUGUGGCAGAAUUUGUAUGCAAAUACAAAUUAUUAUAAAAUCUGUUUCAAGUACAUAGUUCUGUGUCUUUUGUUAGAAAUUUGUUAGAAUACAGAGUUGUAGUUCAGAUUUGGUCAAGAUUCCAGUCAGAUAUUUUCCUCUAAAAGUGUUCCUUUAAAAAAUAAUGUCCUGUACAUGUUGUUGAAAUUAGGUAGCAUAAAGAUAAAAGUGAAAUUUAAUAGUGAGUCCUGAACCCUCCUUCCUUUUUUUAAAGUGUUUUUGAAAUAAGCAUCCUACUCUCAAUAUCGGUUGUGUUUAUGCUGUGAAAAAAGAGGAGGUGAGACAGUACAUGAUUUAAUAUUGUAUUGAUGAGGUAGUGUAAUAAUGAUUGUUCUUAAGCAUGUAAUAAAGAUUACUCUUGUAAAGCAA